ACAUGCUAACUGUUGACAAAUUGACAAUUAAUAAAUAACAAUGUUUUGUUCAACUUCUUGGUGUCGCUUCUGGAUUAGAAACUAAUAACAAACCUAUUCAAAAUAUUUGAAAUGGUCGUAAAUGUUAAUUUAAACCUCGUUCAAGUUUCUUGCAAUAUAGUGUAAAUUAAUAAUGUGAAUUGUGAAGUGAUUUUAUGGGAUUCAGGGAAUUCGAGGAAUUUAUCACAUCAAACAGGAUAAUUACAUAUUAUACAGUAUUUUAUGCUGAAUAUUUACCUCAACACCCAUAUGUAGGACUCAUUAGUGGUUUACCCAUAGCGAUUAUAAUUAAUGUGGUUAUUUAUUUAUCUGGUAUGUAACUUGAUUGGGACUUUCCAUCCAAAAUGUAUAAUUGUGAAUGAGUUAUGAGUGCGAACUUUUUUUUGUUGCCUUAAAUUCAUUACAUAAAUUCAUAUGACUUCGAGUUUAUUUGUGGGGUUUGACAAGCAGAUAUGCAAUUUCAAAAUGCCAAGGGUGGCAGUAUGGUGGUGUUUAAUGUUGUAUGGUUGGAUUGGAGGAGCUACCAGUCUUGAAUUGAAAGAGGAAGAUCCAGUGUUACGCUGUCCUCCAAAUGUUAAUGCUUCUCAGUGUGUGUAUCGAGGGCACCGAGCUGAUGAGUUUUUGUUUAGUCUGCAAGGCAAAGACGUAACGGUGAACUAUGGUGCAAAGCAUUUAAAAUUAUCAUGCCCUGAAGGAAUAAACUUGGAAGAUGGUAUACUGCCAGCGUUUGCACACCCAACCGCUGUGUCCAUCCUCACGCUCAAGGGCUGCUCUCUACCUGCUGCGUUGGCGCCCGCCCUAGCCGCAUUCAAUCUUUCUCUCCCUGCGCUUACUGAUCUAACUCUUCGUAGUCUGCCGGCAUUGCCACCCAUGACAGUGUCGCUUUGCAGCAGCCUGAACCUAACCUCAUUACAACUAGGCGCGGACCGCGGAAGGCCGACCCUCAUUGCUGAUACGCUACAAGACUGUACCGGCCUCGUCACUCUUCGCCUCAUGGGAGUUGCCAUCGAGGUUGCUGCGCUCAGCUUGCUCCCCGUCUCCUUACAACAGCUAGCCUUGCGCCGUGGCGGCCUCAAAGAGUUGCCACCCACCGCGUUGCAACGCCUCACCAAACUGGAAAGACUCGAGAUCCAGAGUGAUAGACUGCUAACAGCCCCUCUCGCUGCGGCGGCCAAUCUUCGUGCCGUUGUAAUUCACGCGCCACUGGGCAUUCUCAGCGUGGCCGCGAAACUCGAAAAUGUGACGCUGAGCGGUGGCGCCGCCGCUGUAGUCCCCAAGGGAAUAUGUAAUGUGCGGUCAUUGCGACUGCAGGGCGCCCCAGAAAAUGCCACAGCGGAGUGGCUACGAAACUGCGGCCAAUUGAAGGCACUAAUGUGGUUCUGCUCUGCACGUGGGACCGCCGGUCGGAUUCCGUUACCGCCCGCUGCAUCUCUCGAGGAUCUGCAGGUUCAGGGUUGUCGGUUAGACUCAGUGAACGAGGCGUGGCUUCGCGGAGCCCCAGCGCUGAGCAGAUUAAAAUUGAUGAAUAAUGCAGCGACGGUGCUGCCUCGGGAAUUAUUAGUAUGGAAUAUGGCGCUACGCUCGCUAUCGCUUCGGUCCACUGAAUUGAAUCGCGAGUCGGUGCGGGCAUUGGCGACAGCUGAGCUCCUGCAACUACGUGAGCUAGAUCUAAGUGACAAUCCUAUGCUGGGUGACCUUUGCGGUGGUGCGUCCAAUGUCGAAGUAAACGGUGUAUCCGCCCUGGCGAGACUGCGCGCGUUGCGUAUCUUAAGAUUACGAGGUACCGACGCCACUCGCCUCUGCCCUGACUGGCGCCGAGAUCUGCCUGCAUUGAACCUGCUUGACUUACGGGACAACAAUAUCUCCCGUCUUCAGGACGAAGAUUUACAGUGGUCGCAAGCAAUCGUGACGGUCAAGUUUUGUGGCAAUCCACUAGAAACUGUAAGCUAUUCUAGAGAGCAAUACCGGGCCGUGCUCGUCGAACCGCCGUUGGGCGUCAACCUACAGCUAUGCAACGACGACAUCUCCGAGCCACCUCUACGCUGCGACUGUGACGUUUAUUGGUUCGCGCGCGCCCUCCGUGAUCGACCCGACCACGCACCUCCAGCUCUCGCCGCCUUACGUUGCCCCGGAGGCGCUUUAUUGCGGGACAUGCCGCUGGAAGAUCUCACAUGUCCAGUGCCCGCGCCGCCGUGUCCUCGUGCAUGUCGUUGCGCUGCAACGGGCGAAGCUGUUUCUGUCAGCUGUAGCCGCGCCGAGCUUGAAGCUGUGCCAUCCUUACCGUCCGAAUUGCCCGUGCGGACUCUGGAUCUAGCGCACAACGCUUUGACGCGACUCGGUGCCGCUUUACCCGCCAACCUGACUCUGCUGGACGUCUCACAUAACCGACUGCAGUUAGUGGAUUUGGAAGAGGUGGAGGCAGCGUUAAACGCGUCGCGACGAUUGCGUAUUGCCGGCAAUCCAUUGCGCUGCGAGUGCGCGGCACGGGAAGCACUGGCUGCGCUGAUUGCGGCGUCUGGGCGAAUAGAGGAUUGGUCACAAGUGCGCUGCUCAGACGGCGGCUUAGUAGCCGCAUUGCAUCCGGAAGCGUUAUGUGCGCGACCGGCGUUGACGGCAGCGUUGGUGACUUUACUUACGGCGACAGCACUCGCGGUGAUGUCUCUCGCCGUGUUCCUUACUAGUCGGCGAGCCAGGAAACGAAUUAAGUGGUUCCUAUGGUGGCGUUGGCGUGGCGCUGAAUUCGAAUCGGAAGAAAUUGAUGCAAAAGAGGCACGGUAUGAAGCGUUCGUAUCGUUCGCAACAAGUGAAGCAGGUCGCGCUGCAAAACUGGCUGCGCGACUGGAAUCGCAGGGGCGUCGCUUAUGCCUUCACCAUCGCGACUGGGCGCCCGGUGAACUGAUAACAGAGCAGAUCGCGCGUUCUGUUCGCGAUUCCCGCCGAACAAUUGUGCUGCUGUCUGAUGCAUUUCUAGCAUCGGCGUGGGCGCGUGCCGAAUUUCGCGCCGCGUGGGCGUUAACGCAACGCGAGCGCACGCCGCGUCUGCUGCUCGUGCUGUUGCCUGAAUUGACGGUGCCGCGUUCGACGCUAGCGGCAGCGUUGCCCGCAGACCUAUCCGUUGCCGUGGCAACGUGCACCUAUCUGGAGUGGGAUGAACCGCGGUUUUGGGAACGCCUCGAACGUGCGGUUCCUUUACCGCUCGUUUCUGUGGCAACACCUGAUGAGAACGCAUCCAAUGACUCUCAACGCUAUUAGAUCUAUCCAAUACAAGUAUUUCUAAGACUGUUUUUGGUAUAGGUUUUUAAAUGUUUUCAUUUUGAGAUUAUGAUAUAAACUGGUGAUACGGUAGAUGGGUUAGUAAGUAGUGAAUAUUGAUAAACUCGAAUUAUCUACGUUAUAAACGAAUUGUGUGUGUCCCAGGGAACACAUUCGCAAAGCCUUAUUACGACUACAUACAUGUAUUUAGUUAUAUUUUAUCUAUUUGUACUAAAAACAUAAAAACAAACUUUAAAUCGUCAUAGGAAAAAAUUGCUUUCUUUUGAUAUAUUUGUAUAUGUAAUGUUCUUAGUAUCCUUAUCAUGAUAUAAUUAUACUCUUUAAUUUUACCUGAAUAAAUAGAUUUCGGUAGAAGAAAUAGAAUCUCUGUGAGCCGAUCUUAAAAGAUUAGCAUUUAAAUUGGAGACUGAAACAUCUCAAUACAGACUAUAAAUAUUUUUUUAUUAUAUUUUAAUACUGUUAACAUUUAUCGUAUAAACAUUAAGUUUGGGUUGCCAUAUCUAAUAGUAUAUUUGGUGUUAAGAUUUUGAUUCAGUAAUUAAUUUAAUCUUGAAUGGCGCAGUACACAUUAAAAUUGUUAUUACUACAGCCAAAAUAUGUUAUAACGACAUCGAAGAGACUAUUUGGUCGUAACAGCCUUUGGUGUUGUUAUUAAUAACCUAAUACAAUAGAAUUCAGCCGGGACCUUUGAUUUUGGUUAAUUUAACCGGUAUGUUGUUUUAAACGAUGUCGUCGAUUUUGUGUAACGGUUUUGACUGAAUAUUUAAAUGAUUUAUUAGAGAAAUAAUAUUUGUAUUCGAUUUGUAUUAUACAUGAUGUAAGUAUUUUAAAAUUAAAAUUGUUAUUUUGAUAAUUUGCUGCAUACAAUUGCAAUUCUCUAAGGAAUCUGACAAAAAUUCGUUUACCUAAAGACGCGUAGCGUGAAUACUACAGCUUCAAUGCCGAUUCUUACUGGGUGUCAAAAAAACCGGGGCAGGUUUUUCGAAAUUCAGCCUAAACAUAGAGUAUUCUAUUCGAAAACGUCAAAUCAGGAUUGAAAGCUUUCAAACUAUUUUUAUAUAAAUAUUUAAUUUUUUAUGUGACUUGAGAUUUUGGAAUAUAUACCAUAUUGUUAUGUUAUUUUGUUGUAUUAUCACAUUUUAAAUUAUUAUUGUUUGUUAUAUAACAAACGCCGCCUAUUGAUUUUUAUACAGUAAACGCCAAAGCAUACAAUGGCCAUUACAAUCGAAAAUAAAAUAAAAUUAA
Molecule: messenger RNA, 4557 nt
Organism: Pieris rapae (cabbage white)
Lineage: Eukaryota; Metazoa; Arthropoda; Insecta; Lepidoptera; Pieridae
Product: protein toll
Exons: 4
Coding region: 454-3291 (945 amino acids)
Biological process (GO): toll-like receptor signaling pathway; immune response
Cellular component (GO): membrane
Molecular function (GO): transmembrane signaling receptor activity
Source: RefSeq, a predicted model, not a curated record